CCAGGGUAGAGGAGUGGGAGGAAGGAUCCUGCUAAUUUACUUAUUAGAAGUGUAACGAAAGGAACCUGCCUAGGACUGACUGAGCCUUUCAUGAAGGAAGCAGCAGGCAAAAUCGGCCUGUCAGCUGCGAGCGGCUCCCAGGCCCUGCUCCGUUGUGGGAUAGCUCUUCUUGGCUGUCAUCCCCAGUGCAGUGAGCAGAGACUGUCCAGUUUGGCCUAUGUACAAAAAAAGCUCAUGCUCCAAAACUUUUGUUAGUCUAUAAGGUGCCACAGGACUUUUUGCUAGCUUUGAUGAGCACAUUGAUAACUCUGAGAGAGUUUCCGUUCGGACCUCCAUAGUAUUUCUUGAUAAGAAGAUGAUGCAAGAUAGCCCGAUAUAUAUCCCUACAGAUUCAAGCCAUGGUGCUGUGGACUCUCACUUGUCCCAGGAAAUCAGCACCACUGCCUCUGAACAUCUGGGUGUGUCAAACAGUGGGAGCACAGCAAGAUAUAGUGAAGGAGAAGAAAAGAAAAUGAGGAAAAAGGCGCUGCCUAUGGACUGUGCGCCAGCACCAAAUGAGAAAUUAGAACAAGCACAGAAGAUGGCAGAAAAGUUCAUUAAAGAAAAAGAGGUGUAUAAAGCCAACAGGGAACUUAUUCGAUGUGUGGCUCUUACUAGAAUUAUCUAUGGAGAUGGUCACUGGCAACUGGCACAAGCAUUCGCCAACCUGGCUCACAGCUAUUUAAUACUUCAAGGUCUUCCUGCACAGGCCAUAGAGCAUGCGGAAUCAGCCAAACAUACCAUGCUGACAGGGAUUCAUACAUCUCCAGCAACUCCAGAGGACAAAAGAGAAAUAUUAGGAACUCUUGUGACUAUCUACUUUACCUUGGGCAUAGCACAUCUGGCACAGAACAAUGGCAAAGAAUCCUACCUCAGUCUGCAGAAGGCAGAGAGACUCAUGGGAGAACUUCAAGAACUGGAUGGGAGAGUGAUCAUGGGAUUAAAAAUAUCUGAGAAAGAUUUAGUCAUUGCAUUGGGCAGGACAUGUUUGCAGCAAAACAAGUUGGACUUUGCUGUAAGUUAUUUUGAAAAAGCUGUUGAUGCAGUAAUUUCAACGGAAGGCGAUACGGCUCCAGAACUGAUAAAUCUUUAUCAGAAAAUUGCCCGAAGUGAGCAACUGAAGAAAAACCAUGAAAGAGCCAUAGCAUAUUUAUUACAGGCCCAUUCCAUUUGCAUGGCUCUGCACAAGAAACUGAGUGUUGAAGCUGCUCAGACAGGCUUGUUGCUGGGCAAAGCUUAUGCUGCAACUGGAGACCAGCAGCAUAUUGGGGCGGCUGAAAUGUAUUUUACAGAGAGUCUGAUUGCAUAUCAGGCAGCAUUGGGUGCGAAGGAUUCCCUGACACUUACUGCCGUUGAGGAAUUCAGUAAAUGGCUUGUAUAUGUAGGGAAAAAACAGCAGGCCUACAGGCUGCUGAAAGAUUCCCUGAAGUCCAUAAUAGACACCUAUGGUGAUUUUAGUGAGAAGGCAGCUGAAACUUACCAUAUCAUGGGCAGUAUCUGCCUGGCAGAGGGAGAGAUGAGAGAGGCUUACCAGCUGUUCAAUAAGUGUUUGCAGAUUCAAAUAGCUGUUUAUGGGCCUCGCAACAGGAAACUGAAAGAGACGCAAGAGCUCCUGACCGCAUUGGAGAGGUCUCCAGCUGUUCAUGAAGGGAACAGACUUGUGAAGUAGAAAAGACAGAUGGUGCUAAAUCACACUCUUGGCAAAAAUCUUG
Molecule: messenger RNA, 1751 nt
Organism: Gopherus flavomarginatus (Mexican gopher tortoise)
Lineage: Eukaryota; Metazoa; Chordata; Testudines; Testudinidae
Gene: TTC23L
Product: tetratricopeptide repeat domain 23 like
Exons: 13
Coding region: 356-1708 (450 amino acids)
Molecular function (GO): protein binding
Source: RefSeq, a predicted model, not a curated record